AUGGACAAUGGCGGAAGCAACAAGGCGGAACUCGCAGCGGUCGACGAACUAUCCAAUCGCACACGAUCCGGCAGCGCAAGCAGCGGCCAUAAACGAAGUCUCUCUGGCUCCCUCCUCUCCCGACUAUCCUUCCUCCGCAUGAGCCAAGCCACCCAAUCGGAAUCGAGUCCGCACGCCAUGGAACAACAUGGCGAAGGCAACGCCGACGACCACCUCAACUCCAACAUCCCCCCAAUGAACAGCGAGAAGUCAUCCAGCGCCAAGGCAAUGUCAGCAGCGAUACAGCAACAGCGCCGAACACGGAGGCGGCGGGGCUCACUGCGCAAGACGGCACUGCUGGGCACAAGGCUGGAAUCAAGAGAUAAACGCGCAGCGGCGAGGGGGGCAUCUGCGGAGACCAUUCGAGGAGGCGGGGAGCCAACUCGACCGCAGGCAGAGGAUGUGCCGCGCUCACUACGAGAACAAACCUCCCCUCCCCUCCCAGGCGAUUUCAAUACCACGAGACGCGGCUUCGGCGAGGAAGAUGGCGCCGAUGCGCAGCCGAGCUGGUUCAGCACGAAUACAGCGCGAAAGAUUCUCCGAUCCUCCGGUGUGCGCCAGAGGCAGGGAUUACCGCCGCAGAACAACGGCGCAAACAAUAAUACCAAGAAUCAUAUGCUGGGCGAUGAGAUCGGCACGGACGAUGAGGAGCUUGUUUCUUUCCCGCGGAUUGGCGCGAAUAUUGGGUCUAAUGGCAAUGCUUCGAGUAAAAAUCCUGUUGCGGGUUCUCUUCACAUUCCGACUCAAUCGUCUGGGUCUGAUGGCUAUGGAUAUCCCCCUCUCUCGGUGGAUGCCGCGUACCGACCUGUUCAUCGCAAAGCAUCGCCGUUAUCGACGCACUCGGCGGAGAUGAAGAGUAAUUCUGGCGAUAUAACGUGGGAUUAUUCGGAGACGGAGUGGUGGGGGUGGAUUAUUUUGGUUGUGACUUGGUUGGUCUUUGUCGUGGGGAUUGGGAGCUGUUUUGAAGUUUGGAGCUGGGCUUGGGAUGUUGGUGAGACGCCGUAUGCGCCGCCGGAGUUGGAGGAUGAUCCUACAUUGCCGAUUGUUGGGUAUUAUCCUGCGCUGAUCAUUCUUACGGCUGUCAUGUCAUGGGUUUGGGUCAUUGUUGCUUGGGUGGGCAUGAAGUAUUUUAAGCAUGCUAAUAUUUCUGGGGAUGAUAGUUGA
Molecule: messenger RNA, 1203 nt
Organism: Penicillium manginii
Lineage: Eukaryota; Fungi; Ascomycota; Eurotiomycetes; Eurotiales; Aspergillaceae
Product: PIG-Y family protein
Exons: 1
Coding region: 1-1203 (400 amino acids)
Source: RefSeq, a predicted model, not a curated record